This is a messenger RNA of Trichoplusia ni (cabbage looper), 1431 nucleotides long. It is a transcript of the gene Csp, whose product is annotated as dnaJ homolog subfamily C member 5. Gene Ontology annotation, cellular component: type Is terminal bouton. NCBI's taxonomy places the organism in Eukaryota, Metazoa, Arthropoda, Insecta, Lepidoptera, Noctuidae. The transcript is spliced from 2 exons. Gene Ontology annotation, biological process: regulation of neuromuscular synaptic transmission. The record is from RefSeq and is a predicted model, not a curated record. Bases 129 to 737 code for a protein of 202 amino acids.
CAUCUAGCAACACUGUCGUAAGAGUGAGAUGUUCGUAUUAUCGUAAAUUCUUCAGGGAUUGUCUUAGUUUUGCAUUAUAAUUUCUAGUUCACGUUGUAUAAAACCGUAUAUCAAAUCGAAAUAUUAAAAUGGAUAAAAGGAAACUGUCGACCGCGGGGGACAGCCUGUAUCAAAUAUUACAAGUUCCGAAAACUGCGACGGCAGAUGAUGUCAAGAAAAGCUAUCGGAAACUAGCGUUAAAAUAUCAUCCUGAUAAAAAUCCUAACAAUCCUGAAGCCGCUGAGAAAUUUAAGGAAGUGAAUCGUGCACAUACUAUCUUGAGCGAUGCCACGAAACGUAAUAUUUAUGAUAAUUAUGGCUCACUUGGACUGUACAUCGCUGAGCAAUUCGGAGAAGAAAACGUCAACGCCUAUUUCGUUGUGACAAGCACUUGGUGCAAGGCUCUGUUUAUCGUAUGCGGCAUUUUGACCGGAUGCUACUUCUGCUGCUGUCUUUGCUGCUGUUGCAAUUGCUGCUGCGGCAAGUGCAAGCCGCGUCCGCCCGAAGAGUCUGGCGAUUACCACACGUUGGAAAGAGAUGAUUCAGAUGGGGUGCAAGCCGUGACUGUGCAGCCGGGUGGAGAAGGCCGUCCCAAGGGAGAGCAGGCGCCUCCCAUCGCUAUGCCUGCGCCACCCCCGACAGGCGCCUCAGAAAACACAGGUUUGAACACAGGAAGCAGUAUUCCAAAAUACACAUGAAGUAUUUACAACUAGUCUAACAUUAUUUGUAAGAGAAACGAGGAACUUACUUGUAUAACCACCAGCAUGAACGUUGAGACAUAGGUACAGAUGUAAGCCUAAUUAAAAGUUAUUGUUCAUCAUAUAAAAUAUUUUUGUACGUUUAUAUUAUCAUUUUCAUUUUAAAAUAUUUUAUACAACGUUCCAUUGUUUUUAUUGAUCAAUGAAGAUUUAGUUUUGUAAUUUUCGUAAUUAUAUUCAACUCUUGCCGGUAAUUUUAGUUUGGUGAUGGAAUAUUUUUAGAUAUUUUUUUUUAUUAUUAUUUGUGAUAUAAAUAAUGGCCAUUGGUAAUAAGAAAUCAACAUUUGUACCUAUGUAUAUUCAUGUAGGUAUAUUGUGUGAUUAAAUCUAUUCCUGUUUCACGCAAAAAUAAUUGCAAGUUUACAAAUAUAUUCUACUUGUCAUUGCUAUGGAUGUAAAAUGUAACCUUAUUAGAUUUUAUGUAUAAUAAACAGUAUAUACUCACAUUCUAAAAUAAUGCUCUUUUUGCUAUAUUUGUGGCGAUGCCUGCCUUUGCUUAGGGAUAGAUUGUUAUUGGCUGUCUGUUAGCGCAUACCUUCGCAAAUGUAUAGGACGCUGUAUACCGUAUCUACCUUUUUAGUUGAUGCAUAUUUAUAUAAAGUACUGAUUAUGUAAAUAAAAUAUAACUCAUAAA